Amoebophrya sp. A25 is the source of this 317-nucleotide messenger RNA. The record is from the annotation of a GenBank genome assembly. NCBI's taxonomy places the organism in Eukaryota, Dinophyceae, Syndiniales, Amoebophryaceae.
AUGGGUGCCAAGAGGAAGACCGCAGUUCCUCAAAACGCAAGUUGUUUCAACUAUCUUUGCGACUUCGAAGCCGAAUUACUGCUGCCACGUGUGCGCGAAUUUCAGGAUUUUCUGACUGUUCAAGUGCUCGACGCCGCGCCACUAUUGCUGUCCAGAGGACAAUUAGAAAGGGAACAAGACUAUGGCCGUAAUAUGUCUCUGUUGCGGCAGCUGAGUGCGUUGACGCCAGUAGAACUCGCUGAUGUCUCGGACGACGCUGUGCCUCUGCCGGUAGCACUGCGUGAAAUAAAUGGUGAGGGUACAACUUCUAGUACUGG